Messenger RNA from Vidua macroura (Pin-tailed whydah), 2046 nucleotides. It is a transcript of the gene TMEM127, whose product is annotated as transmembrane protein 127. Gene Ontology annotation, biological process: negative regulation of TOR signaling; negative regulation of cell population proliferation. The coding region runs from base 401 to 865 and encodes 154 amino acids. The record is from RefSeq and is a predicted model, not a curated record. Lineage: Eukaryota; Metazoa; Chordata; Aves; Passeriformes; Viduidae. The transcript has 4 exons. Gene Ontology annotation, cellular component: membrane.
GUGGCCGACGUGCUGGGCUUCGUGCAGCCCGAGCUGCUGCGAGAUUUCUGCAUGAACCCGCAGCCGGUGCUGCUGCUCCACGUCAUCGCCGCCUUUUGCUUCCGGGGCGCUUUUUGAUUGAAAAAUGGAAUUUUAGUGCAGAAAAUUGGAUUUUUUUGGGCAGAAAAAUCCAAUUUUUGGGAAGAAUUUUUUUGGGUGCAAAACCUGAUUUUGGAGGGAAUUUUUUGUGCAGAAAAUUUGAUUUUUUUUGCUAAAAAAUUGGAUUUUUUUGCUGAAAAAUUGGAUUUUUUUGCUGAAAAAUCGGGAUUUUUUUUGCUGAAAAAUCGGAUUUUUUUCUAAAAAAUCAAAUUUUUUUUCCAUCUGAUCCCUUUUUUUCCCCUUUUUCCCCCCAGAUUUCUGCAUGAACCCGCAGACGGUGCUGCUGCUCCGCGUCAUCGCCGCCUUCUGCUUCCUGGGCAUCGUGUGCAGCCUGGGCGCGUUCCUGCUCGACGUCUUCGGGCCCAAACACCCGGCCCUGAAAAUCACCCGGCGCUACGCCUUCGCCCACAUCCUCACAGUCCUGCAGUGCGCCACCGUGAUCGGCUUCUGCUACUGGGCCUCGGAGCUGCUGCUGGCGCAGCAGCAGCAGCACAAGAAGUACCACGGCUCCCAGGUGUUCGUCACCUUCGCCGUCAGCUUCUACCUGGUGGCCGGCGCCGGCGGCGCCUCCAUCCUGGCCACGGCGGCCAACCUGCUGCGGCACUACCCCAGCGAGGAGGAGGAGCAGGCGCUGGAGCUGCUCUCCGAGAUGGAGGAGGCCGAGCCCUACGGCCCCGACUACGAGGUGGUCAACCAGUUCCAGCCGCCGCCCGCCUACACGCCGUGACGCCGCGCGGAUCGGCGCCGGACGGGCCCCGGCCGCCACCGCCGCGGUUGUUGGGGUUGUGGCGAGCGAGAUCGAGGUCAUCGAGAUCGUGGUCAUCUGAUUGUGGGUCAUCGAGAUCGUGGUCAUUGAGAUCGAGGUCAUCGAGAUCGUGGUCAUUGAGAUCGAGGUCAUCGAGAUCGUGGUCAUCUUGAUCGGGGGUCACCGCGAUCGAGGUCAUCUUGAUCGGGGGUCAUCGCAAUCGAGGUCAUCGUGAUCGAGGUCAUCAAGAUUGAGGUCAUCGCGAUUGAGGUCAUCGAGAUCGUGGUCAUCUUGAUCGGGGGUCAUCGAGAUCGCGGUCAUCGAGAUCGUGGUCAUCUGAUUGUGGGUCAUCGAGAUCAUGGUUGUUGAGAUCGUGGUCAUCGCGAUCGUGGUCAUCGCAAUCGAGGUCAUCGCGAUCGUGGUCAUCUUGAUCGGGGGUCAUCAAGAUCGUGGUCGUCGAGAUCGCGGUCAUCGCAAUCGAGGUCAUCGAGAUUGUGGUUACCUUGAUUGUGGGUCAUCGCGAUCGUGGUCAUUGCGAUUGUGGUCAUCUUGAUCGGGGAUUAUCACGAUCAAGGUCAUCGAGAUCGCGGUCAUCGAGAUCGUGGUCAUCUGAUUGUGGGUCAUCGCGAUCGUGGUCGUUGAGAUCGUGGUCAUCGCGAUCGUGGUCGUUGAGAUCGUGGUUACCUUGAUUGUGGGUCAUCGCGAUCGUGGUCAUCGAGAUCGUGGUCACCUCGAUCGUGGGUCAUCGCGAUUGUGGUCAUCACGAUUGAGGUCAUCAUGAUCCCGGUCAUUGCGAUCGUGGUCAUCACGAUCGAGGUCACCUUCACUGUGGGUCAUCGUGAUCGUGGUCAUCGCGAUCGUGGUUAUCACGAUCAUGGUCAUCGCGAUCGUGGUCACUUGAUCCCAGCACUGUGAAUGUGGGUCAUCACGAUUGUGGUGACCUUGAUCGUGGGUCAUCGCGAUCGUGGUCAUUGUGGUCGUGGUCACUUGAUCCUGACACCACGAUUGUGGGUCAUCACGAUCGUGGUCAUCGCCAUCACGGUCACCUUGAUUGUGGGUCAUCGUGAUUGAGGUCACCGUGAUAUGGUCACCUUGAUCAUGGGUCAUCGAGAUCGUGGUCAUCAAGAUCACGGUCAUUGAGAUCGACGUCACCAUGAUCGUGG